UGUGAGAGUUGGCACUGGGAACGUUUCAGAACAGCUUAACAUCGGACGGCCAUGGCGCUGCCUGCAUCCUUUCUGUCUGAAGACCAAUUCGCCUGCUCCAUCUGUCUGGAGGUGUUCACCAACCCAGUGUCUACACCAUGUGGCCACAGUUUCUGCCAGGCCUGCAUCUGCUCCUAUUGGGACGGAGGAAGAGGAGGAAACGCCAAGAUCUACCAGUGUCCCCUCUGCAAGGAGUCCUUCCGCAAGCGACCGGAUCUCCAUAUCAACCGAACCCUGAAGGAAAUCACUGAGCAGUUCAAGCAGAUGUCUGAUGUUGGAGGAGGAGUGGAAGAUCCCAACGCCAAUCCACAUCAUCAACAUCCCCUGGCCUUGUCUUCACCCCCAAGGCCAGGGGAGAUGCCGGGGAGCGUCAUUACAGAGAUGAGGACCCGUUUUCAGCAGCUGCCGUCACCGGGGAUGCCACACAAGUCCUUCCAGGUUCUGAACGAGCAUAAUGAUCCACCACCGCCCUACUCCCCUCCUCGCAGGUACCAAGCCAAAGUCGGUCCUGGUGACACUUCUCCCAAUGUGCCUCUGUGUCCCAUCCACCUGAAAGGUCUGGAGUUCUUCUGUAGAUCUGAUAACAACUGUGUGUGCAGCCUCUGUGUGGAGACAGGAGGUCACAGAGGACACAAUAUCAUCCCUGCCAAGAGAGAAUGGCAUAUCAAGAAGUCCCAGUUAGGCAUCGAAGAGGUGGAGCUGAAGGAUCUCAUCUGUGAGAGAGAGAGGAAAGUGGAGGAAAUACAAAACUCCUUACGGGACAUAAAGUCUGCUGCUGAGAGAGAGACAGGUGGAGCUGUUUGUGAGUUUUCUAAGCUGAUCUCCACUGUGGAGCGCUGCCAAGCUGAAGUGUUGGAGGUGAUAGAGAUGAGCCGUCGAGCGGCUGAGCACAGAGCACAGAGCCUGCUGAGAGAGCUGGAGAUGGAGAUCACUGAGCUGAAAAAGAGGAGCACAGCACUGAACCAGCUCGCUCUGACGGAGGACUACAUCCUCUUUCUGAAGACCUACUCUGCGCUGUCCACACCUCCACAAGCAAAAGAUUGGUCCAAUGCUUCCGUUGCAUCUGAGCUGACCUCUGGGGAGAUUCUCAGGACUGUCAGUCAAAUGAUGGCACGCUUUCAGGAAGAGAUGCGGAAACUGCCAGAAGCCUGCCAGAGACCCUCGUUGGACCUAGCAGUACCCAGGGCCAAACCAAAAAUAAAGAGGGUUCAAGAAUAUGCAGCUGACAUCACCUUAGACCCCAACACAUCCCACCCACGUCUCAUCAUCUCAGUGGAUGGGAAGCAGGUGUGCUGUGGUGAUCGUCAUCAGUCGGUACCAGACAACCCAGAGCGCUUUGACCGGGUGGUCUGUGUGCUGGCUCGCCAGGGUUUCAGCUCAGGACGACAUUACUGGGAGGUGGAGGUGGGAGGAAAGACCGACUGGGACCUUGGUGUGGCAAGCCGCUCUGUCCAUCGGAAAGGGAAAAUUAGCGUAGGUCCCGCCCACGGCUACUGGUUCCUCAGCCUGCGGGACAGAAGCGACUACGCCUUCCGAACAGAACCCUCCACCAGCCUCUCAGUCAACCUCAGACCCUCCCGGAUUGGAAUCUAUGUGGACUGUGACAAGGGUUUGGUGUCCUUCUACAAUGUGGAGGCUAGAAUGCUCAUCUAUACAUUCACAGAUACUUUUCCUGACACCAUCCACCCGUUCUUCAGCCCCUGUACUAAUAAAUCAGGAAGAAAUGAGGCUCCAAUAAUCAUUUGCCCAGUCACAAUGACAGAAUGA
Molecule: messenger RNA, 1806 nt
Organism: Scomber scombrus (Atlantic mackerel)
Lineage: Eukaryota; Metazoa; Chordata; Actinopteri; Scombriformes; Scombridae
Gene: btr01
Product: bloodthirsty-related gene family, member 1
Exons: 12
Coding region: 52-1806 (584 amino acids)
Molecular function (GO): protein binding; zinc ion binding
Source: RefSeq, a predicted model, not a curated record